Messenger RNA from Cucurbita moschata (crookneck pumpkin), 3264 nucleotides. Its product is annotated as golgin subfamily B member 1-like. Lineage: Eukaryota; Viridiplantae; Streptophyta; Magnoliopsida; Cucurbitales; Cucurbitaceae. Bases 378 to 3119 code for a protein of 913 amino acids. The record is from RefSeq and is a predicted model, not a curated record. The transcript has 7 exons.
CAUUUCUUAAACAGUCCCAGAAAUCUUCACACUGGACGGUUGGAUGCAAUAUUAUCACUUAAUUUCUGAUGUAAUUCAGUCGUUUAAACACUGCCAAUCCCCGCCACAACUGUAAUUGGUGUGCUGCUGGCCAUUCAAUCCCGCCAACUCUCCCAGCAUUCAAUGCUUGAUUGCAACUUUCCUAAAAUAUUGGAAUUAUGAGUUGUCUUUGGUGAUUUGAAUUAGGAAUCGGCGACUUUCGUUUGGGAGGAUUUUGUUGUUGCUGCUGCUGUUAUGCACAUCGGAGAGUCUAGAGUGAUUGCAUUUGACAUGAUAUUGAGAAAAAAACAUUGGGAGUGAAGGGCAGAAACUUCAAUAAUCAAUAACCAGCGCAGAAGAUGAAGAAGUUCUUUCUUAGAUCGUUUGGCAAUGGCUAUGGCAAAAAUGAUUCAGUUCAUCCAUCAUCAACAGAUGACAGCGAAGCUUAUUGGGAGCAUCCAUUAGGGAGUAGGAUGGGUACUCCUAUUGGUGAUAAGGCUGGAAGUAGUCCCCAGAGGUCCAAGGAUUUGCCUUCCAAGUUCAAUAGGCAAAUAGAUGAUAAUGAACGGUCCCGCAGCCGUCCUAAACUUAGAAGGACCCAAUCGUUAUCUUCAGCUGCAUUUAGAGACCAAGGUCAAAUAAACUUCGAUGGUUUGAUUGAUCCAAGUAGAUCUCCUGGUAAUGCUAGCAGUCGCUCAAAACGGCAACAUGAACAGUCAUCUCGUUGCCAAAGUCCAUCUCGAGAGAUGCAAUUCAAGGUAAAGCAGACUGAAUUGCCAAAUGAUUACUAUACCUCUGGAUCUUUUAGGCCAUGUUCCAGAACUUGGUAUGAUUCUUCUGGAAAUUCUACCACUACUUCCAGUAUUGUUUCAAAUAGGGUCUUGGACCGCUACAUUGAUGGCGAACAACAUCAGGAAAUAAAUGGAUCCAAGAACAAGUAUUCUCAAAGAAAUAAUGGGUGGCGGCCUCCUCGAGCUCAGUGUCUGCCACCCUCUUCAACAACGGCUAGCAUUAAAGAUAAUCCAAGAUCCUAUUCGUCCAGAGAAACUAGAAGUUCUCUUUCUCGUUUCUUAUCUGAAGAUGGAGAAUAUGGGUUUGGAAAUGACUCACCUCGAAGUGCAAAGACUGUUGUUGACAGACUCUCUCAACAACAUGUUGUGCCUAGAGGGUCCUAUAAAGAGCUCGGUGAAAAUAUACCUAUCACAGUUGCAGAUACUUACAGUCGAUCAUUGAAUGGAUGCUUUGAUCCUAAUGCAGAUUUGACGAAACCAUGCAUCCCUACAGAUGAGCCUGGCGAAACUGAUGGAGAACUACAAAAAAAGGCCAAGGAAGCAGAGGAGAGGAUCAUGUUUCUGUCUGAAGAACUUGAACAGGAACGCUUAGUUCAAUAUAGCAAAUUUGAUGUGUCAGAUCUUAUCCAGAUAAUAAAAAAUCUCACAGGGGAGAGGUUCACUUUGGCACUUGAAGUUUCAAGCCUUCUGCAGUCUCGAAUUGCAGAUAGGACAUGUGCCAGAGAAGAGCUUAGACAAGCAAAUGAAGAAUUGGAGUCCAGAACACAGAAACUGGAGAAGGAGAAAACUGAGUUGCAGGUAGGUUUGGAGAAGGAGCUAGACAGAAGGUCAAGUGACUGGUCAUUCAAGCUUGAGAAGUACAAGUUAGAGGAGGAGGGGCAAAGGGGGCGAGUUAGAGAGCUGGCUGAACAAAAUGUAUCACUACAAAGAGAGGUUGCUUCUUUAAACAAGAGGGAAACAGAGAACAAAAGCAUGACAACUAAUCUGGAGCAAAAUAUCCUCGACCUAACAGCUAGAAUUGAUGAAAAGAAUGAACAAAAUAAAUAUUUACAGCUAAACCUGUCUAAAUUAGAAGAGGAUUACCGGGGAUCAAUAGAAGGCAUGGAUUGCAUCAGAAAGAAUUUUGAGGAAAAAGAGAAGGAGUGCAGGGAGUUGCAUAAAUCAAUCACGAGGUUAACAAGGACCUGCAAUGAACAAGAGAAGACUAUUAAUGGUUUAAGGGAAAGAUUGAGUGAGCAAUUUGGUAAUAGUCAACCAAUGGAGAAAUUGGAUAAGGAAUUUGAAAAAUUGAAGAUGGAACAAAUGAGAUUAACAGGAGUGGAACUGGCUUUGAGAAAGGCGUUAGAAUCUUGUAGGGUUGAAGUUGAUUCUCUUCGACGUGAGAAUAUAAAUAUAUUGACUCACUUAAAAGACAAUGGGAAUGAGAGAGGUGCUACAACCUUCAAGUUGGUUAAUGAAAUGUCAACUCGUGUUUACCAUCUACAAAAUCAAGGUAUGGUAUUAUUAAACGAGAGUACUCAAUUUUGUUCCCAGUUACUGGAGUUCAUCAAAGAGAAAGCUGCUCAGCUUCAUCCAAAUAAGCAUAGAACGGAGCAUAUUGAGAAUGGUUUAGAUGCUCAUUUUUUUCUUGAAUCUGAAGCGAAAAUUCAGGGCUUCAAGUAUGGGAUUGAGAGCCUGACAAUGAGUUUACAGAAAAUAUCUAUGUUGUUGCAAGCGGAGUCUAACUCCACUUCUCAGAGCUCAGGUGUAGACAAUGCACUACAACUAAAUAGUCAAUAUUCAGAGGACGGUUUAAGAUCUGAGCUUAAAGCAGAAACUUUAUUCUCAAGCCUAUUAAGAGAGAAACUAUUCUCUAAGGAGCUGGAAGUGGAGCAGUUGCAAGCAGAACUGGCGACAGCAGUAAGAGGGAAUGACAUGUUAAAAUGUGAGGUCCAGAACGGAAUGGAAGGCCUUUCCUGCCUCUCGCAUAAGAUAAAAGAUCUUGAACUUCAGUUGCUGAAGAGAAACGAGGACAUAAACAAGUUACAAACUGAGCUGGAGGAGUCUAGAAGGGAAUUAGAAAUUCUAAGGGACGUACUUCAGAAAAUUUCAAAGGAGAGAGACAUGUUGUGGGAGGAAGUAAACAAACACAGGGAGAAAAACAUGCUACUGAUCUCCAAAGUUGAUGAGUUGAAAUCAAAGAUUGAGACAUUGGAAGAGGACAUUUUGCUGAAGGAAGGUCAGAUAACAAUCUUAAAAGACACACUCACCAAUAAAUCCAUUGACCUUCUUGCUUCUCCCAAAUCUUCAUGGGAAUCUCGAGUGCAGUAAAAAAUAAUAGCUGGAGGAUUUAACCGAGGCUUGCGGGUAAAUAGGGGGAAAUAUAGUUUUUGUCGCUGUAUCAAGUUAACGAUUUUGGCUCCCUUCACGAGUGAAAGGUAAAUUUGUGCUAUGAACUAUUCAACCUCGUGCUUUA